Haemonchus placei is the source of this 966-nucleotide messenger RNA. The record is from the annotation of a GenBank genome assembly. Lineage: Eukaryota; Metazoa; Nematoda; Chromadorea; Rhabditida; Trichostrongylidae.
AUGGAACGUGAAAGUUCAACUGAACAAAAAGAAAAAAGACAGGACGAGGUUGAUGACGCGGCUACUUUCAGUGGAGCUUCCACAUCACGCCUAGCAUCGACUCCGAUCGAGAAAAAUCUUUCGGACAGCAGCAGUGACUCUCCAGAAAAGGGCGCCGAAAUCAAACAAAAGCGAACGCCAGCCGAGGAAGAGACGAGUCACGGUGAAGAAUAUGGAAAAAGCACUUAUGGAGAGCUUCUAAACAUUUUCGGAAGACGUGAGAUUAAGAGCGAACUGGAUAGACAUCUUGCCUCAGUACCGACAGGCUCGAAGAAGACACCGCAGAGUGACCCCGUGGUGUAUGUCGAGAAAAAUGGAAAAUUUCGGACGAUGAAGAAAAACGUGUUCGAAAGAGAGGAGGUUGGAGUGAAGAAGGCAAGAGAGAACAUCUUCUCGUCUGUGGUCAGCUUCAUCUCGUCCAAGCACCCGGAUGUAGGGGUGGCGUAUUCGUUCCAGAACAAUUUCCAUAACGUUUCGAUGAUUAUGCAAGUGCAUGUAGUAUUCCUUAUUUGUUUCACUAUUGGCAGUGUGGCAGCAAUUGAUAGGACUGGAUUUUAUGGAUGGAAAAUUUCGGAGCUCAAAAAAACCUUGUCAAAUGGCGGUGUUGUCGGUAUCAUUCUGUGGGGCGUUGGACUUAUUGCCAGUUCGGCUUGUAUACAAUUUGACGAAGCACUCGCCCCUAUCGUGGGUGAAGUCGUGCUUAGUCCAGAGCUGUUACUCUUCUGGAGGAUUUGCAGUGCGGUUAGAGCGGUCUGUGCGAGUGCUGCUUGGCUUCUGUUGGCUCUCAAACCGGACUGCAAUGUGUUGGGAGAUACCAUCAAAAGGACUGCAGUGGAUGAGAUGAUCCAACGCAAUGUUGACCUUCUGGAGGAAGUUCCCUCAGAGUUCAGAAAACAAGUCGCAAAAAUGAUCAGUAUUCCGAACUAA